AUGGGAUUGCAGUUGGUGAUGGAGAUGCCGCAAUACAAUGAAUGGCCUGCGAACCUAGUUGUAUUAGCACAUGAAUGGACUGCAGUUAAAGCUCAGAUGGAUUCAGCUGAUAGAUUUGAGGAGAAUGGCUUAGGAUAUUGGUGUUGUGACUGUGAUGCUGCUGCCAUGGCUAGGAUCAAUUAUGCUCUGUACGAAGAGCUUGAUUCGGAAAACAUGGAUCGAACUAGAGAACAACUUACUGGGGUCCCAUAUUACUUCACAGAAGCACAGAUUAGAGAGUUGCUUGAAUCUUUUGGUCCCCUUCGUGGUUUCGAUCUGAGGCAAUUGUUCCAAACCGGAGGUGGUCUAGGUGGUGGUAAUGGAGGUGGCAUUGCUACCAAGGUCGUAUGCCUGACAGAGGUGGUUACUGCAGAUGAGCUUAAAGAUGAUGAAGAGUAUGAAGAUAUUUUGGAAGAUAUGAUGGUAGAAGGUGGAAAAUUUGGUACAUUGAUGAAUAUUGUCAUCCCCUGUCCACAACCUAACGGUGAACCCUCUCUAGGACUUGGAAAGGAACCGAAACUAACUGCUGAGAGGCUAAACUGGAGAGACUUCGACUGUGUAGAUGACCAAGACGCAUAUGCCAUAGAUGAGUGGAAGAGAGGGAGGCAACAUAACUGUGAGCAGCAACUGAAGGAGAAGAGAUGGAAAGAUUUUCUCGAUGAAGUGUUUGCAGCUGGUGACGUAGUUGAAGAGGACGAGCAGCAGUUGGAGCGGCAUAAGUAUUGGCCAGGUAUUGCCAGAGUUCACGAGAAUUUGUCUAGAAUUUGUGCACUGUCCUUAUUCCUUAAGCUGACUCAAAUUUCUUUAGAGGAGAUACAUAAAGUUUGUUUACCACCAAAUAAAACUAUCUUCCAGUCUAUUAAACACAACUUUUCUGAGAUAUUUUUCCCUGAUGACCCUCUUCACAAGUUCAAGAAUCAAAAACCAUCUAAAAAGUUUCUUCUGGGGCUUCAAUAUUUCUUUCCUAUACUUGAAUGGGGGUCUGAGUACAGUUUCAAACUUCUGAAAUCUGACGUUAUCUCUGGUCUCACCAUUGCUAGUUUGGCUAUUCCUCAGGGAAUUAGUUAUGCUAAGUUGGCAAAUUUGCCUCCUCUUUAUGGACUAUAUUCAAGUUUUGUCCCACCAUUGCUGUAUGCAGUUCUUGGAAGUUCAAGACAUUUAGCAGUCGGUCCAGUAUCAAUAGCAUCACUAAUAAUGGGUUCUAUGCUUAAAGGAGUAGUCUCACCAACUGAAGAGCCAACUCUGUAUCUGAAAUUGGCUCUCACUUCUACCUUCUUUGCUGGUGUAUUUCAAACAUCUUUGGGUCUACUUAGGUUGGGUUUCAUAAUCGAUUUCCUGUCGAAGCCGACUUUAACUGGGUUCACAGCUGGGGCAGCAGUUAUUGUUGGUCUACAACAGCUUAAGGGAAUGCUUGGGAUUACUAACUUCACCCCUAAGAUGCAAAUUGUCAAUGUGCUGUUUUCUGUUUUUAGCAACACAAAAGAGUGGUCAUGGCAAACUCUAGUGAUGGGGAUGUGUUUCUUGAUCUUUCUACUGGCAACAAGGCAUAUUAGCAUAAAAAAACCACAUCUCUUUUGGAUUUCGGCAGCCGCUCCAUUAGCCUCGGUAAUUCUGUCAACAGUUUUAGUCUAUGUCUUGAGAGCUCACACUUCAGCCAUUUCAACAAUUGGACAUUUGUCUACUGGUUUGAACCCACCGUCAGCAAACAUGUUAUCUUUCAGUGGAACUCAUCUAGCCCUUGCUGUAAAAACAGGCAUUGUGUCCGGGAUUUUGUCUCUCACUGAAGGUAUUGCAGCUGGGAGGACUUUUGCUUCACUAAGAAAUUAUCAAAUUGAUGGGAAUAAAGAAAUGAUAGCAAUCGGUGUCAUGAAUAUGGCUGGCUCGUGUACUUCAUGCUAUGUAACGACAGGAUCAUUUUCUAGAUCGGCUGUAAACUUCAAUGCUGGAGCACAGACAGCAGUAUCGAACAUAUUUAUGGCAGCAACCGUCAUGAUCACAUUAUUAUUCCUGCUACCGUUGUUUUACUUCACUCCCAAUGUGAUAUUAGCGGCGAUUAUUAUAACUGCUGUUAUUGGGUUGAUCAAUUACCAACAAGUGAUAAAGUUCUGGAGGGUUGAUAAGUUCGACUUCAUGACAUGUUUAAUUGCGUUCUUUGGGGUUAUUUUCCUCUCUGUUCAAAUGGGACUCGCAAUUGCUGUCGGUGUGUCAAUAUUCAAGAUUCUGAUGAAUGUGACGAGACCAACUACAGUGGUGUUGGGAAAUAUUCCUGGGACGCAAAUAUUCCAAAACGUUGGACGUUACGGAGACGCUACAAGGGUUCCAUCAUUCUUGGUACUAGCGAUUGAAUCUCCCAUCUGCUUUGCAAAUUCUGCCUAUCUUCAGGAGAGGAUAUUAAGAUGGGUUAGAGAGGAGGAAGAAAGGAUUUUAGCAAACAAAGAGCAAGAAUUGAAAACCAUAAUCUUGGAUCUCACAGCUGUAACUGCCAUAGACACCAACGGACUUGAAGCAAUAGUUGAAAUCAGAAAGAUGCUCGAUAAACGAUCAUAUAAGUUGGUGUUGGUGAACCCAGUAGGGCAAGUGAUGGAGAAACUGGAAACUUCAAAAACACUGAAACUUUUCGGGGAAAAAGGAUUGUAUCUCACAGUUGGAGAAGCCAUUGCAGAUAUCUCCAAAAGGUUCAAGAUUCAAGUCUAA
Molecule: messenger RNA, 2733 nt
Organism: Papaver somniferum (opium poppy)
Lineage: Eukaryota; Viridiplantae; Streptophyta; Magnoliopsida; Ranunculales; Papaveraceae
Product: probable sulfate transporter 3.4
Exons: 10
Coding region: 1-2733 (910 amino acids)
Biological process (GO): transmembrane transport
Cellular component (GO): membrane
Molecular function (GO): secondary active sulfate transmembrane transporter activity
Source: RefSeq, a predicted model, not a curated record